This is a messenger RNA of Pyrenophora tritici-repentis Pt-1C-BFP, 4318 nucleotides long. RefSeq names its product Trichoplein multi-domain protein. Gene Ontology annotation, cellular component: cytoplasm; plasma membrane; actin cortical patch. Gene Ontology annotation, molecular function: actin binding. The record is from RefSeq and is a predicted model, not a curated record. Gene Ontology annotation, biological process: endocytosis; actin cortical patch assembly; endosomal transport. NCBI's taxonomy places the organism in Eukaryota, Fungi, Ascomycota, Dothideomycetes, Pleosporales, Pleosporaceae.
AUGUUCUCUGGGUCCAACUCGUACUUAGGGGGCGGCAACAGUGCCCGACCUGGGCAGCCCCAGUAUGGACAGCAACAACAACAGCAGCAGUUCCAACAGCCCGGAGGCUUCCAGGGUGGAUUGGCUCCUCAACCGACUGGUUUCGGAGGAGGUCCAAUGCAGCCAAUGCAGCAACAGUUCACUGGCUUCCCGGGCCAGCCGCAGGGCUUUGGACAGCAGCCGCAACCUCAGCAGCCGCAGUUCACAGGCUACCCAGGGCAGCAGGGCCAACAAUUUCAACAGCAGCAGGCUCCACAGCAGAUGCCCUUUCAGACGGGUGCGCCACCGCAACAACAGCAGCAACAGGCUCCAGCUCAACCUCAACGGCCGCAGCCAACGGGCAUGACUUCGGCGCAGAUGGCUGAUUCGUUUCGCGGCAACUCUGCUUCAUCGGUUCCACCACCUGUUCCCGCGAAGACGACCAAGAUCCCGAACAUUAGGCUCUCGUUCAUCACGGCGCAAGACCAGGCCAAGUUCGAGCAGCUGUUCAAGACAGCCGUGGGAACCUCACACGCUUUGUCGGGAGACCAAGCGCGGGAUCUGUUGAUGCGAUCCAAGUUGUCUGGAGACGAUCUGUCUCACAUUUGGACGCUUUCAGACACGACCAAGUCCGGCCAGCUUCUCUUCCCCGAAUUCGCGCUUGCCAUGUACCUGUGCAACAUCAAGCUGACCGGAAAGGAUCUACCCAACUCUUUGCCCGAAAGAGUCAAGAACGAGGUUUCCAGCAUGGUCGACAUCAUCUCGUUCGGUAUCAGCGAAGAGUCCUCGAAACGCCCCACGCCGUCUAGCAAUGCGCCCAAGUUCAACGAGGUCCCCACGAUUCAGCAGCCGCAGCCGCAGGCUACAAACAGCCAGCUACUGACCACUUUGGUCUCACAACCGACUGGAUUCGGGCAACAACCAAUGGGCAUGCAGCCGCAACCUACAGGCUUUGGGCAACAACCGACAGGAAUGCAGCCCCAGCCUACUGGCUUCGGUCAGUCCCCAGGCGGCUACAAUGGACCACGUCCGCCGAUGCCUCCAAUGCCCACUGGGUUCGGCUCAAACCUGGCGCCCAACCAGACGGGUAUGGCUCCGUUGAAUGCGCAGCCCACAGGUAUGCCUGGCCAAUGGGGCCUUGCAAACACUCCAGCCACUGGACUGCCAAACAUCGAAGCUCUGGCGCAAAGGAUGAUGCCUCAAACUGGCCGUGAAGGUGGUACUCACACCACUGCUGGGUUGACGGGUAAUGCAACUAUCCCCUGGGCUAUUACAAAGGGCGAGAAGAAACUGUAUGAUGAUACUUUUAGGGCUUGGGACGGUAUGGGAAAAGGCUACAUUAGCGGUGCGCAAGCUCUUGAGAUCUUCGGCCAAAGUGGACUACCCAAGCCAGACCUCGAGCGCGUUUGGACUCUUGCCGAUUCUGCUGACCGAGGCCGUCUCGACCUGGACCAGUUUGCGGUAGCCAUGCAUUUGAUCUAUCGCAAGCUCAACGGCUACCCCAUCCCUGCUCGUCUACCCCCUGAGUUGGUGCCACCCUCAACACGCAACAUCAAUGACUCUAUCGGUGCAAUGAAGAACCUCCUUCGCGGAGACGCCGAAGACAGGAAGAACUCGGGUGCUUUCCUUCAGCCACAACGUACUGGCGUUAGCUACCUGAAGUCACACUCCUUCCGUGCCGCAAGUCCACAAGCUGGUGGACGCAAAGAUGCAACUGUUUUCCGUAAUAAUGAUGACAAUGUAGGAUACAAGUCUAGUGCAAGACAUCGACUUGGUGGCGGUGGUCGCUCGCCUUCACCAGCACAGCCUGGUUCUCCUGCUUCAGAUCGAUCAGACGAGAUGUCUCUCGAUCAGCUCCGAAAGUCUGUGAAGGAGAAGCAGAUUCUUUUGGAUGCCAUGGAUUCCCGAGAUGAGAAUGCGGCAGAUGAGGAUGAUGCACUCGACCGCCGUGACCGUCGCGAAGCUGAGGAUCUCUACCGCCGUAUUCGCAGGAUACAGGAAGACAUCGACGCUCAUCCCAAGGGCGCAAUGAGGUCUUCUGAUUCAGACGCAGAACGUCGUGCCCUCAAGCGCCAGCUUCAGAAUCUCACCGACCGCUUGCCUGAACUUGCCUCCAAUGUGCGCAGAACAGAGCGUGAAAUUGCAGAUGCCCAGCUAGAGCUUUUCAGACUCAGAGAUGCCAAAGCGCAUCCUGGAUCCGCAUCGACCAUUGUCGGUACUGGUCCUGGCGGUGCUGUAACAGAAUCAGAUCGUCUGAAAGCUCGUGCUAAGGCUAUGAUGCAAGCUCGAUCUGCCGCAUUGACUGGAAGACCUGCUCCUGCCAGCGAUGACACUGGUGCUGCAACAGAACGCCUAGAAAAGGAGAAUUCACGUAUCCGAGCUGAGAGAGAAAACAACGAGCGCAUGAUCCGUGACGUUGAGGAUAGUGUUAACGAGUACACCAAAGGCCUCGAAUCGAGUCUCAAGGAAGGCGGUCAUGAUAACACAAGUGAGCACGAGCGACGCAGGUGGGAGGAGGCUCUUGGUGUGGAGGACGAAGUUAAGGAUUUCAUCUUUGAUCUCCAGCGCAGCAGCCGAGCUUCACGCAUCCGCAAAGAAGAUCACUCGCGCGACAACUAUAGAUCAUCAUCUGUUCGCUCAGAAGACAACCGGCCUUCCACAGCAAAUCGGUAUGAUAGCCCCGCUGCUCGCGUGGAGCCUCCUGUUCGUGCAGCAAGUGCCGCUCCCAGCGGCUCUGCAUACAAGACUCCAGAAGAACGUGCGGCUUUCAUCAAGCAGCAGGCUGAGCAACGCAUGGCUGAGCGUCUGGCUGCGUUGGGCAUCAAGGCUCCAGUAAAAGCUGGUGAAACAGCGCAACAACGCGCUGAUCGUGAGAGGAAGGAACGCGAGGAGAAGUUACGGCAGGCCGACGAAGAGGAUGCACGCCGCGAGGAGGAGCGCCAAAGACGUCUUGAAGACGAGUCCCCUGCGCCACCUGCUCCAAUCAAGAGCAGUGGCAAGAAGCCAGCACCGCCCCCACCAGUUUCACGCAAAAACAAGAAUGACCAAGCGGAAGCAGAAUCGAAGAAGGCUGAGAACGAUAUGGCCGAGAGAGCUCUCCGUGAGCAACAAGAGGCCCAAGAAGCAGAGACGAGGCGCAUGGAGGAAGAAGAGCGCAGACAAGAAGGUGAACUGGCCCAAGAAAGGGAAGCCGCUCAGGCUAGACUUCGUGCUCUUGAACAGCAAGUUCAGCAAGGCAAGAUGAAGAAGGCCGAGGAAAAGAAGCGUCGGGAAGCUGCUUCCAAGGACGCCAAGGAGAAAGAGUCUCGAUUGGCCGCACAGCGUGCUGAGAUCGAAGCCGCUCGUGAGCGUGAACGCCAGCUACAAAUGCAGCUUGAGGCGCUCGAUGAUGAUGAAUCCUCCGAUGAUGACGGCCCGCAGAACAUUACGCCUCAAGACAAUACACCGAUCGCUAGUCAAGAGUUGCCGCGCGAUACAGCGCCACCACCAGCACCGCCAAUGCCGCAAACGAAUCACAACACGCCACCAUCCUCCAUCGCUAGCCCGCCGGCAUCCUCGGUGACUAGUCCCCACCCUGGGCUCGGUGACACUGAGACCAAGAAUCCGUUCCUGAAGAAAAUGGCCAUGUCGAACCAGGAGAACAACACAGUUUCGACCCCGCCGCCUCCUCCUAGCAAUACCAGUGAAGUAUCUACGAACCCAUUCCACCGCCUGACGCAGGAAAAUGCCAAUAAGGCUUCCAUUCCCACGUUCAACGAACCAUCUGGUCCCUCGGCACGCAGAUUAGGAAGACAGGACGAUGAUGACUGGUCUGUCGUUGAUUCGGACGACUCGUCAUCUGACGACGACGAAGCGCCUACUCAAGGUGGAGCUAAGCAGCUAGCAUCCAUGCUCUUCGGAACCAUGGCGCCGCCACGCCCCUUGUCAUCAAUGGACAACAAGAGCCCCCGUGCUGAAAGUCCAGCUGUAGCAUCGCCUCCCACAGGCAUUCCUCCUCCACCGCCAAUACCCUCAGGCUCUGCCCCUCCACCUCCACCUGGUCCACCACCUCCCCCAGGCGGCAGUGCUCCGCCACCACCGCCCAUGCUCGGCAUGAAGGCUCCGGGUGGACUACCCAACCGAGGAGCAUUGCUUGGUGAGAUCACUGCCGGAAAGGGUUUGAGGAAGGUCGAGACCAAAGAUAGGAGUACGGCUUCUACUGCAGGUAGGGUUUUGGGUUAGGUUUGUUCGAGUAUGGGAAACUGUAAUAUAGUUAGUUUUGGUUGUUUUUAGACUGAUUCGAAGAGUGCGUUUCUGCUGU